This is a messenger RNA of Eruca vesicaria subsp. sativa (arugula), 1766 nucleotides long. The record is from the annotation of a GenBank genome assembly. Lineage: Eukaryota; Viridiplantae; Streptophyta; Magnoliopsida; Brassicales; Brassicaceae.
AUGCCGGCGCUAAAAGUGUUAUCGGCGUUAGAUGUGGCGAGGAUACAGUGGUACCAUUUCAAGGCGAUAAUCGUCGCCGGAAUGGGUCUCUUCACCGACGCUUACGAUCUCUUCUGUAUAGCUCCGAUCAUGAAAAUGAUCGGCCAAAUCUAUUACCACAAAGACUCUAUAGGAACCGCUGUUCUCUCCACUUCUUACGCCAUCGCUCUCCUUGGCACCGCCUUAGGUCAGCUCAUCUUCGGCUACUUAGGCGACCGUGUCGGUCGUCGAAAAGUCUACGGUCUUUGUCUCAUGAUCAUGGUCUUAAGCUCCUUUGGCUGCGGUUUCUCCGUGUGUACCACUCGCCGUUCUUGCGUUAUAGCGAGUCUUGGCUUCUUUAGAUUCGUCCUAGGGCUAGGGAUCGGUGGAGACUACCCUCUCUCGGCCACGAUCAUGUCUGAGUUUGCUAAUAAAAGGACACGUGGGGCUUUUAUCGCCGCCGUGUUCUCCAUGCAGGGGCUAGGAAUCUUGAUGAGCUCAGCCGUUACGAUGGCUGUGUGUGAGGCGUUUAAGAGGGCAGGAGAAGAGAGUUUGGAGAAAAUGAGAGCGGCGGGGAUGGAGACUUUGGCUCCGUGGGAAUCUGAUAUUGCGUGGAGGUUGAUUCUGAUGAUCGGUGCUCUUCCCGCCGCUUUAACGUUUUACUGGCGAAUGCUUAUGCCUGAAACCGCCAGAUACACAGCAUUAGUUGAGAACAAUGCAAUCCAAGCAGCAAAAGACAUGCAAAUGGUCAUGUCCGAGUCCAUAUUAUCUGAAAUUGCAGAAGAUUUAUCAUCGGAGACACCACAACAACCACCGUCUUCUUCCUCCUACAAACUCUUCUCUCGCCGUUUCUUCAGCCUCCACGGUCGUGACCUCUUCGCAGCCUCCGCCAAUUGGUUCUUAGUGGACGUCGUCUUCUACACAAGCAACCUCCUCCUCUCUCAAAUAUUCACCUUCUCCAACAAACCACCCAAUACCACAAACGUCUACGACUCUGCCUUCGAGGUGGCUAAGGUGGCAGCCAUAGUAGCCGCGUGCUCCACCAUUCCCGGCUACUGGUUCACCGUUUAUUUCAUCGAUAGAGUUGGUCGAGUCAAGAUUCAGAUAAUGGGCUUUUUCCUUAUGGCCCUUGUUUACUUAGCAGCUGGCAUUCCGUACAGCUGGUACUGGUCUAAGCAUGAGAAGACUAAUAAAGGUUUCAUGGUUCUCUAUGGAUUGAUCUUCUUCUUUAGCAACUUUGGACCUAAUACAACGACGUUUAUAAUCCCAGCUGAGCUUUUUCCGACAAGGUUUAGGUCCACGUGCCAUGGGAUUUCUGGAGCUGCCGGGAAACUUGGAGCAAUUGUUGGGACUGUUGGUUUCUUGUGGGCCACAAAACACGAGGAUGAGGCCAAGGAGGACAUUUUCCCAGACGUUAAACGCGUGAGGAUCGCGUUUUUGAUACUAGGCGGUGUUUGUAUCACUGGUGUGUUGGUAACGUAUUUCUUCACUCGUGAAACUAUGGGAAGAUCGCUAGAAGAGAACGAAGAGGAUGAGAUUGGUACCUCUUCAGCACCUGGAUCAGCUUCUGCUAAUGAGUUACUUCCAAGACAAUAGUGAUUUUGAUAUCACAACAUAAUCAAUCAUCUUUUGAUAUUUCUUCUCCAAUUUUCCUUGGUGUUUGAUGUUUGAUACUCACAUACUCUUGUUUACUCGAUUUUUUUGUCUCUUCUGUUUCACUUUUUGGCGUAUGUAAUUGUCAAACCUUG